UUUUUUUUAUACUCUAGUAUUUAGGAAAUCUCCUUCAUUAAAAAUAUUUGUCAUUCUCGUCUCUUAGAAAUGACCAAUUAAACAUUUUUUUUAAAUUUUAGCCCAAUAGUAAUAACAAAUAUUUGUAGAUUUUAAUAAAAAAAAAUCAAAAAUAGUAAGUAUAAACAUGAAUAAAGUCAAUAACAAAAAUUACAUUACCUACCAAGCAAAAGUUACAGAUGCUGAUACGAUUACUUCUUUUUAGUCCAAUGCUAGGCCAUUGUAAAUCCAGAUUUGUCUCUGAGCUAGCACGUUCAAUUGGCACGUCUUCUUUGGUGUGCGCGAGCCAUUAUGAUGUCCUGGGAGUCACGCCGAAAGCCACGCAAUCGGAAAUUAAGUCUGCUUACUAUAAACUAUCAAAAGUCUAUCAUCCAGAUAAAUCUUCGGAUGAAACAUCAGCUAAAAAGUUCAGAGCUAUAACAGAGGCAUAUGAGGUUCUCGGAAAUAUCAAAUUAAAAAAAAUGUAUGACAAAGGCCUGCUUGUUGGUCAUGAGAACAAAUCUAGAAUGGAGUACCGACCUGAGCCUGAACCAACUGACCCCACUUUGAAAUUUUACAAGUCACAUCAGCGUCGCCAUAUAACACCCACUAUGGAUGGCAGGACAUCUAUAUAUGAUUUUGAUGCUUGGUCAAAGAAUCACUAUGGCGAUUUAUUUAAAAAGGCCCAAUAUGAUAAAGAUUUACUAAGGAAGAAAAUGGCAAAUCGAAGAGCUAUUACUCAAUCGACCAGACAGGAAGCAUUAUUAUAUUUAAUAUUUGCUUUAGGAAGUUUAUUCGUAAUAUUAGUAGUUAAUGGUAAAGCAGACUAUGAUCAAGAUAAGAUUAUUAAAGAAAAUGCACAAAAAAUGGAAAGGAAAUCUGAGUAAAUAUCAAUUUGAUCUUUAGUAAAAAGAAAUCAAUGAUUAAUUUCAAAAUACACCAGUUUAAUAAUAUACUUUGCAUUGUAUAUAUUGUACAUAUUGUUAAAUACUUCAACAACUAUAGAAAAAAAUGUGAUAAUGUUUAAAAUAAUAAAGUAGAAUAUUCUUAUUA
Molecule: messenger RNA, 1071 nt
Organism: Galleria mellonella (greater wax moth)
Lineage: Eukaryota; Metazoa; Arthropoda; Insecta; Lepidoptera; Pyralidae
Gene: DnaJ-11
Product: dnaJ homolog subfamily C member 30, mitochondrial-like
Exons: 4
Coding region: 219-905 (228 amino acids)
Source: RefSeq, a predicted model, not a curated record